CGGCCUGGCGCUGGGAUCGGCGGCCGCUCUACCCGCGCCGCCUUGGUAAGGUCACCGACCCCGGGGAGGAGGCUCCAGGCCGCAUCGGUCGCGCCGAGCCUGGCUGUGCGUCGCCAUGGCCCCAGUGCAGCAGGAGAACCACCAGGUGAUUCCUCCGGGCGGGGGCAGCGGCUCGGCGUCCGCCCCGGCUCCUCCGCCGCCGGGAGCCGCGCUGGCGGCGGCAGCUGCGGCCGCAGCUAGCCCUGGUUACCGGCUUAGCACGCUCAUUGAAUUUCUGCUGCACCGGGCCUACUCGGAGCUCAUGGUAUUGACGGACUUAUUACCAAGGAAAUCUGAUGUGGAAAGGAAAAUAGAAAUUGUACAGUUUGCUAGCCGGACCCGGCAACUCUUCGUUCGAUUAUUAGCUUUAGUCAAAUGGGCUAAUGAUGCUGGCAAAGUAGAAAAGUGUGCGAUGAUCUCUAGCUUUUUGGAUCAGCAAGCUCUCUUGUUUGUGGACACCGCUGACCGCUUGGCCUCCUUAGCUAGAGAUGCACUGAUCCACGCACGCCUGCCUAGUUUUGCUAUCCCGUAUGCCAUUGAUGUGCUGACUACUGGGUCUUAUCCACGACUUCCAACCUGCAUCAGGGAUAAAAUUAUUCCUCCAGACCCCAUUACCAAAACUGAGAAACAAGCCACGCUUCAUCAGCUUAAUCAGAUUCUCAGACAUCGGCUUGUCACAACAGAGCUUCCUCCGCAGCUCGCGAAUCUUACAGUGGCAAAUGGCCGCGUGAAGUUUCGAGUUGAUGGAGAAUUCGAGGCGACCUUGACAGUAAUGGGGGAUGAUCCAGAAGUCCCGUGGCGCCUUCUCAAGCUAGAAAUCCUAGUUGAGGAUAAGGAAACGGGAGAUGGCCGAGCUUUGGUUCAUAGCAUGCAAAUCGACUUUCUCCAUCAGUUGGUGCAGUCCAGGCUUUUUGCUGAUGAGAAGCCUCUUCAGGACAUGUACAACUGCCUGCAUUGCUUCUGCUUGUCUCUUCAGUUAGAAGUGUUACACUCCCAGACUCUGAUGUUAAUCCGAGAGAGGUGGGGUGACCUUGUGCAAGUGGACAGGUAUCAUGCUGGAAAGUGCCUCUCUCUCUCAGUUUGGAACCAACAGGUUCUAGGAAGAAAAACAGGCACAGCGUCUGUUCACAAGGUUACAAUUAAAAUGGAUGAGAAUGAUGUCUCCAAGCCUUUACAGAUUUUUCACGAUCCUCCUUUGCCAGCUUCGGAUUCUAAAUUAGUCGAAAGAGCUAUGAAGAUUGACCACCUGUCAAUAGAAAAGCUCCUGAUUGACAGUGUCCAUGCAAGAGCCCACCAGAAGCUGCAGGAACUGAAGGCCGUUCUUAGAAGCUUCAACGCUAACGAAAACUCUUCCAUAGAGACUGCACUUCCGGCUCUUAUUGUUCCCAUCUUGGAGCCCUGUGGUAAUUCGGAGUGCCUGCACGUUUUUGUCGAUUUGCAUUCUGGAAUGUUCCAGUUGAUGCUUUAUGGACUUGACCAGGCCACUCUGGAGGACAUGGAAAAAUCUGUGAAUGAUGAUAUGAAGCGGAUCAUCCCUUGGAUCCAGCAGCUAAAGUUUUGGCUUGGACAGCGGCGUUGCAAGCAGUCUAUAAAACAUCUGCCUACGGUAACCACAGAAACGCUGCAGCUUUCCAACUGCUCAACGCAUCCCAUUGGAAACCUCUCCAAGAACAAGCUGUUCAUUAAGCUUACCCGCCUUCCACAGUACUACAUUGUUGUGGAAAUGCUUGAGGCUCCCAAUAAGCCCACUCAGCUAGACUACAAGUAUUACGUCAUGUCUGUGAGCACUCCGGAUGGUGAAGACAGCCCUGUCACGGCACUGCUGCUGCAGCAAUUCAAGGACAACAUCCAGGACAUGGUUUCCUCCACGAAGACUGGGAAACAGACCAGAACUGGUACCAAGCACAAAUGGUCUGAUGACCCGUGUCCAGUAGAAAGCAAGAAAGCCAAACUGUCAGGAGACACGUGUGCCUUUGAUAAAGUUCUAGCUCAUUUUGUCGCUAUGUGUGACACCAACAUGCCAUUUGUAGGGCUUCGAUUGGAGCUGUCCAACCUGGAGAUACCACAUCAGGGAGUGCAAGUGGAAGGUGACGGCUUCAGCCACGCAAUUCGCUUGUUAAAAAUUCCUCCCUGUAAGGGAGUAAACGAGGACACCCAGAAGGCCCUGGACCGCUCUCUUCUUGAUUGCACUUUCCGAUUACAAGGCAGAAACAACCGCACCUGGGUGGCAGAGUUAGUGUUCGCAAACUGUCCGCUCAAUGGCACUUCCACCAGGGAGCAAGGACCAUCCCGGCGUGUGUACCUCACGUAUGAAAAUCUGCUGUCUGAACCUGUUGGUGGUAGAAAAGUGGUUGAAAUGUUUCUUAAUGACUGGAGCAGCAUUGCCCGAUUAUAUGAAUGUGUGUUGGAGUUUGCACGUUCUCUACCAGACAUACCUGCUCAUCUGAAUAUUUUCUCCGAAGUUCGUGUUUAUAAUUACCGAAAACUCGUCUUGUGUUAUGGAACCACCAAAGGAAGCUCAAUUAGUAUCCAGUGGAAUUCCAUUCACCAGAAAUUUCACAUUUCUUUGGGAACAGUUGGCCCAAACUCUGGGUGCAGUAACUGUCACAAUACCAUUCUCCACCAGCUUCAAGAAAUGUUCAACAAAACACCGAAUGUGGUUCAGCUGUUACAGGUGCUGUUUGAUACUCAGGCGCCGCUGAAUGCCAUCAACAAACUCCCUACUGUGCCAAUGUUGGGCUUGACUCAGCGAACUAACACUGCCUACCAGUGUUUCUCCAUUCUACCGCAGUCAUCCACCCACGUCAGACUGGCCUUCAGGAACAUGUACUGCAUUGAUAUAUACUGCUGUAGUCGAGGGGUCGUGGCAAUACGGGAUGGUGCCUAUAGUCUUUUUGAUAACAGCAAGUUAGUUGAAGGCUUCUAUCCUGCGCCCGGAUUGAAGACAUUCCUGAACAUGUUUGUUGAUAGCAACCAGGAUGCUCGGAGAAGAUCUGUAAACGAGGAUGAUAACCCCCCUUCUCCUAUAGGAGGGGAUAUAAUGGACUCUUUAAUAUCACAGCUCCAGCCACCUCAGCAGCAGCCGUUUCCAAAGCAGCCAGGAAGUUCAGGCGUUUACCCUCUUACUUCCCCUCCUGCGUCCUACCACACCACAGUGAAUCAGUCUCCGUCUAUGAUCCACACCCAGUCUCCAGGAGCCCUUGACCCUAGUUCUCCGUACACUAUGGUGUCACCGAGUGGUCGAGCAGGAAACUGGCCUGGAUCUCCUCAAGUGUCUGGACCCUCACCAGCAACCCGUUUGCCUGGAAUGUCACCAGCCAACCCGUCUCUACAUUCUCCUGUUCCCGAUGUUUCUCAUUCCCCUCGAGCUGGCACAAGUUCCCAGCCAAUGCCAACCAACAUGCCUCCGCCUCGCAAACUACCUCAGCGCUCCUGGGCAGCAUCCAUACCCACCAUCCUCACUCACAGUGCCUUGAAUGUCCUACUGUUACCCUCUCCAACGCCGGGCCUUGUGCCUGGCCUGGCAGGCAGUUACCUCUGUUCGCCGCUUGAGAGAUUCCUUGGAUCUGUCAUCAUGAGACGACACCUUCAGCGGAUUAUUCAGCAGGAAACGUUGCAGCUGAUCAAUUCCAACGAACCCGGUGUGAUCAUGUUCAAGACAGAUGCCCUGAAAUGCAGAGUAGCCCUUAGUCCCAAAACCAACCAGACCCUUCAGCUGAAAGUAACACCUGAAAAUGCCGGACAGUGGAAACCUGAUGAGCUUCAAGUGUUGGAGAAAUUCUUCGAAACAAGAGUUGCAGGACCACCGUUUAAAGCCAACACACUCAUAGCCUUCACCAAGCUGUUGGGAGCGCCAACACACAUCCUCCGUGACUGUGUGCACAUUAUGAAGUUGGAGCUGUUCCCAGACCAAGCGACACAGCUACAAUGGAAUGUUCAGUUUUGCCUCACCAUCCCUCCCAGCGCACCGCCGAUUGCACCUCCUGGGACACCGGCCGUGGUGUUGAAAUCCAAAAUGCUCUUCUUUCUUCAACUGACUCAGAAGAUAUCAGUCCCUCCCCAAGAACCUGUCAGUAUAAUAGUUCCCAUCAUUUAUGACAUGGCUUCAGGUACCACCCAGCAGGCAGACAUUCCCAGACAGCAGAACUCUUCUGCGACUGCGCCCAUGAUGGUCAGCAACAUCCUGAAGAGGUUUGCAGAGAUGAACCCACUGCGACAAGAGACUAUUUCCAUGGCAACUGACUGAGAAUUGGUCAAAGCGCUGAAAAUAAGUGGCUGUGAGUGCUCAGGUAUACAGGUCAUCUGCAUCAACCUCCCCUCUCCAAAGGCUCAGGAACAUCAUGAAAGAAUGGAUAGAAAGAAUGCAACACCCGUGAAAUGAGGAUGGGAGCCGUGAAAUGCUGUCUUCUCGACAUGAUGUGGCUGAUGUCAAGUCACAACAGCUGUGGCCACCUGCACAAGAUUGUCCUAGUGGGGUGCCAGCAUGGAUUGGGGAGGUGCUCCCAAGGCCCUACCCCUAGCUGAGGAGCUAUUGACAGUUGAUGGCUGUGGAGUGAGGGAGAAGAAUGCACAUCUUCUGUGCAGAUCUGGACUGGUUCCCUCUCUAUAUGCCGAUUCUCUCCUGGUGUUGUAAAGUGGGAUCUGGAUAUGGUGAUCUCAGUCUCCAGAGUUGCAUAGUUCAUGAUCAUUGCCUUUUGCAUUGGUGGGUGUGCAGCUGGUUCUUGUAAUGGUCCCUACUGCUAGUCCCACACGAGAAGCAUCUGUCAAGCCAGCCAAUCCUAUAGUUCCUAGUUCUUGGUUUUUGUGUCUUUUACCUGAGCAGAUACCUUGAGACAUCUUUGAAACAGUUCCCAACAAUAUGUGGCCUUUGUCAAAGAGGCCAAAGCUUGACUGGAAUGAGACAAAAAACAGCCUGAAUUAUUUAUUUUUAAAAUAAUUUUCUGUUUUCUGUUACUUUGGGCUGUCAGACCCAAUAACCAAAGCUAGCUAAUGAACUCUCUUUCUAUAAUAACACACACACACACUCUUCACUGAUUCUGGUCAGUAAGGAACCCUUCCUAAUACAAGUAUAUACCAGAAAUCGAUACACAGCUGUCAUGCAUCAACCCUCUCCAUUCUUUCUCAUUUAUUAGACCGCUUGAAUGCCAUCUCCAGAUUGAAAAUCACUUGCAGUGGCAAUUUUUGCAUAUAUGUGUAUGCAUAUUCACACAUAUGAUUUUUGUGUAUCAGUAAACAAUCUAGAAACUACAAAGGAGAAAAACAUAAAUUUCUCUUUCUAUCACUGCCUGGAUUCACUUAGUAUGGUUGUCUCAGGUUGCAUCCAUUUUACCAAAAACAACAUAACUCCAUUCUUCUUUGUGGCCAUAAAAAAAGGAAAAAAUCCCAUUGUGUGUAUCUGCCAUGUUUUCCUUCUGCAUUCCUCUGUUGUGGAUGGUGCUUGGCUCUAUAGCUUAGCUGCUGUGAACAGUGUUGCAAUAAACAGGUAUGUAAGCAUCACACCAGCAUGGAGGUGUUUACCCAAUAGGGUAUAGAUGGGACCUAUGGUAUAUCUCCUGGCUUUUCGAGAAACCUCCCUUCUGAUUUCCAUAAUCACUGGCAAACUUUACAUUCCCACAUGUUGCAUGUUCUGAGCUAGCCUCACAAGUUUAAAGUACAUAGUAGUCUCCAGAUGGAGUCUCUGAGGGGCUGCUUCUUUUCUUGAAGAUGCUUAACUAUGCAGUUAAACAGAAUCGGGUCUGCUUCCUGAGUCCCACUGGUUAGUCCCGUACAGAACUCCAAGUCUGCUCCAUUUGACAGUUUUGUAUCUAACACCCAGCAGCAUUUCAGUACAACAGGAGUCUGGCUCUGUUCAGUCCCCACACUAUUGUCAGAGCAGCGGGACAUCACUGGAUGCAACUUGGAUUUCGUCCAACAGGUACAAAGCCUAGCACUCAACCAUGCAGAGUAGGUACAAGAGGAUGGGGUGUGGUUUUUACUGACCGGGUGCACUCCAAAUACUUUCCCCAGCUUUUAAUUUCUUAAAACAGAAAUGAUAUUAGAUUAUCUCCAAAAAGGAUUUGCUAGCUGUAACUUACGAAUGCAAAGCUGAGUUAUAUUUAUUUUCUCAUUUUGUGUACCCAGUAAAAAAGCCAGCCCUGUGGGGAAGGAAGCAGGUUGUAUCCAGCAUUGCUCUUGAAGUGGGA
Molecule: messenger RNA, 6221 nt
Organism: Arvicola amphibius (Eurasian water vole)
Lineage: Eukaryota; Metazoa; Chordata; Mammalia; Rodentia; Cricetidae
Product: mediator of RNA polymerase II transcription subunit 14-like
Exons: 2
Coding region: 116-4285 (1389 amino acids)
Biological process (GO): regulation of transcription by RNA polymerase II
Cellular component (GO): core mediator complex; mediator complex
Molecular function (GO): transcription coregulator activity
Source: RefSeq, a predicted model, not a curated record